AUGAAAUCAGGAGGUGGUAAAGUUUAAUAAAGAUCCUUUUUAACAGCUCUUCAACACAAUUUGAAUCUUGAUUAUUUUCAAUGAAUAAACAAAAUGACUCUGCUAACGAUGAUAAUUUAUCAUCUUUGCUGAGUUUGGAGGACCAAGGCUCGAGAUUUAUGCAAAAAAAUAUUGAUGUUGUUGAAAGAGACAAACCGUUAUGGAGCGUUCGGCAAAAAGCGUAUGCUAAAUUCCAAUUAAAAUCUUUGCAGAACAAAAUGGAUGAAGAUGAUAAAAAUAAAAUGAUGAAUGCUACUACUUCAUGUCAUAUAUGUAAAAUAACAGUACCUCUUAAGUUUAUGAACGAGCACAUGAAUAGUAAAAAACAUAGAAUAUAUAUAAAAAUAAUUGACGAAGCUUUUCAGAGAGUGAAAAAGAAUAUCAAUAUUGUUAGCACACCUCAGUCUGUUAAUACUAAAUCAGAUUCCACCUAUUUUUGUGAAGUGUGCUGUGAAGCCAUAUCAAUAAUUGAGAGAGAUAUUCACCUAAAAUCCAUUGAUCAUGGAAAAGCCUUAAGAUAUGAUAAGGUAUUGGAGGGGUUCCUUAUAUUUUAUGAAAUGGGAAGUGCAUAUUUCAAAACAGAAGAAGGUAAUGAUAAUUCAACGAAUGAUAAAUGUGAAAUAGAUGAGGCGGUUGAAAAUAAAGCCUCUGUUGACAAAGAGACACAAAAUAUAAGUUCUAGUGGCAAAGUGUUACGUCCAUGUGAUGUUGAUUUAAACGAGAAUGUGAGUCGGGAAAAUAAUAUGACACCAUUGGUUAAAAUUGAAGGGACAUUAAAUAAUAAAUGUGCCAAGGAUUCUCUUGAAACUGUGACCGAGGAAAACAAUUUGACACUUAUGAAUGAACACAUAAAAACACAGAAUAGUAACAAUUUGUCCAUAGAAUUUGAUAAAACAAAGGAGCUAAAGUUUUAUGUGGCGGUCUUAAUAAUAACAUUCCCCGGUGUAUUAGAUAUAGGAGUUAUAAAUGAGAAUUUUGUUUUCAUAAUUUCUCAAUAA
Molecule: messenger RNA, 1037 nt
Organism: Amyelois transitella
Lineage: Eukaryota; Metazoa; Arthropoda; Insecta; Lepidoptera; Pyralidae
Exons: 3
Coding region: 81-1037 (318 amino acids)
Source: RefSeq, a predicted model, not a curated record